CUUUAAACUGGACUCUUCACCCGCAUCCUCUUGGAAUGUGGACAUUCAUUUGACUGGUGAUUUUACCUAAUGCCUUUUCUUUGCCCAGAUUGCUUAAUUGCAGCAUUCUCCCCCAGACUGCGGUUGAUUAAAAAUGACCGGGCUACGGGCAAACUCCUCAAUCGACCUUGUGGAAAUGUCGCGCUCCACGGAAGUGGCGGCCUCCAUUGCCCGUCGCGAUGUCCUCGGCAUCGUGGGUCUAUUGCUUGGUUUGGCUAUGGUCGGUAUGGCCAUACCAGCGUUUAUUCCUCAAAAAGAGCCGGUUGGCACACUCGUCAAGGUUGGGACCGGAUCCCUUCGGGAGAAAUAUAGUUCCUCUGGAAAUAUCCCGGGAGUCUCUGUAUGGAGCGUACACGGGAAAAGACUUGGUCACGCAGUCGGAACCAAAAAACGUGUUUACAACGGUAGCCCUGUUGAUAUAUUGGUGAAACAUUACCACGAACUCGGUCAACCACUAGCUGAAUAUAUCUCAAUAACUAAUGGUGGAAUCGAUGCAAUUUGCGUUGCGUAUAUUGGAAUGAAAUGGAACAAUGACGUUUACGGCUGGAUCGGCGACGUUGGAGGUAUAUGCGGGGCGGACUGGUAUUAUACCGAUACAGUGCUCAAGAGCAAAGGAGGCACGCCCACAGCGCAAUUCAACCCGAAAUGUAUCUGGAUCGAUCGGGACCGUAGCUCCGGAUUUCGAACUCAAGGGAUCUCAAUGCAUAUUACGGACUUCGAUGUUUCUGGGGAAGGCCGUAAGAUGCAAUAUGCCAAAUACCCGGAAACCAUGUGCAGCAGGCCACGAUUCCAUGCGUAUGAGUAUAUGAAAACGGAAGACGACAUCUAUAUAUUUGAUCCACCCCUCGAGUAUGGCCCUGGUCUUGUGGAUAAGGACAUCAGAAAGGUGCUUGUGGGCGGGAAACUCACUGAGGACGGAAGACGGCCGUACAGGGCUCGCAGAAAUGACGACUACUACCGAAUGCCCCGCUCUCGGCCUAUUUCUCGGCGUCAACAGAAACUCCGCUCCCAGUUCAAGAGAGAAGUAUUGGUUGUGAGCGGCUCGCCGUACCAUAAGGCGGAGGAGCUGUGCCAGAGCCGAACCUCGGUUGGGCCUGACUUUGUCUCACUGAGCGAUAACCUGUUUUGCGACAUGGAACAUAGAGAGGUUUGGCCGUUAUGUAACAACGGGACGGCGACACAUGGUUGCUUUGAUGUUGAGGAAAGGACUAUGAAGGGUGGAGCGAUUGGAGCGAGAGACUCGAUUUCUGGACGAGCUAUCCCGCGAAAGUCGUAUAGAACCGUGACAAACUGGUAA
Coccidioides immitis RS is the source of this 1336-nucleotide messenger RNA. RefSeq lists its product as uncharacterized. The transcript has a single exon. The record is from RefSeq and is a predicted model, not a curated record. The coding region runs from base 134 to 1336 and encodes 400 amino acids. Lineage: Eukaryota; Fungi; Ascomycota; Eurotiomycetes; Onygenales; Onygenaceae.